Funneliformis mosseae is the source of this 252-nucleotide messenger RNA. The record is from the annotation of a GenBank genome assembly. Lineage: Eukaryota; Fungi; Glomeromycota; Glomeromycetes; Glomerales; Glomeraceae.
AUGGACAAUCUGUCAAAUAAAGCAACAAAUUGGUAUGCGGCCGAGAUUUCACCAUCUAAUUAUUUCCGACAGAUCGAUCCACUUGCCACGUUGCACAACCUAAAAUUUGGCGGUGGCCAGAGUUCAGUGUUGGGAAUAGCGGAGGUGAUAUUAAAGGCGUAUGAUGUAAUGAAUGGCAAAUUUUUCAAAAGCACUCCAUACGGAAUUUGGAUUCUAUGGGUAAUAGUAAUACCCGAAGAAUUAUCACCUUAA